This is a messenger RNA of Orbicella faveolata, 2933 nucleotides long. Its product is annotated as mechanosensory protein 2-like. The record is from RefSeq and is a predicted model, not a curated record. NCBI's taxonomy places the organism in Eukaryota, Metazoa, Cnidaria, Anthozoa, Scleractinia, Merulinidae. Gene Ontology annotation, cellular component: plasma membrane.
CUUUAUAUUGUAUAUUUGAUAUUGCACUCAUGUUAAUGGGUGAUUUUGCAAGAAUCCAAUGUUAUUAAAUGUACACACGGUGUGAUAAUCAUGGCACGUUUAUUGCCGCCGAGUGUUUGGUGUUUUAAAAGCUUCUGUUAUGUAUUUGAUGUAUUGCGAGUGUUCCGACAAAUGCUUAUAAAUAACUGAUAAAUUAGAGUAAUUACUUGCAAAAAGAAGGAGGCUGUAAGCAGGUGUAGUUUGGAGUCACGUGACAUUUGUUUUUCCGGAGAAAGCUACCGCUAAAGUCGCUUAUCCUUCAUGGAGUUAAAUCAGAAGGAAAACGCUACAUUUUCUGAACCAAGUGGAGGGAGUGAUGAGAAUGCUGGUACCUUUGAGAGCCGUGGUGUGUGUGACUAUGUGCUGACAUUUUUCUCAUUUUUGGUUUUUCUCUGUACACUGCCUUUAUCUCUGUGUUUCUGCAUAAAGAUUGUUCAGGAGUAUGAGAGAGCAGUGAUCUUCCGUCUUGGCCGGUUGUUACCUGGGGGAGCAAAAGGACCAGGGAUGUUUUUCAUUUUGCCCUGUAUUGACUCCUAUCAGAAAGUAGAUUUGAGAGUGGUAUCAUUUGAUGUACCACCACAAGAGGUGUUGACAAAGGACAGCGUGACAGUUGCAGUAGAUGCUGUGGUGUAUUUCAGAAUAUACAAUGCCACUAUGUCAAUCACUAAUGUAGAGAAUGCCAAUCGUUCCACACGUCUGCUGGCCCAGACCACAUUGCGAAAUGUGCUGGGAACCAAGAACUUGAGUGAGAUCUUGGGUGAAAGAGAAAGCAUCAGUGAUACUAUGCAGACCUCUCUGGAUGAGGCCACUGAUCCCUGGGGUGUCAAAGUGGAGCGUGUCGAAGUGAAGGAUGUGCGUCUUCCUCAACAGCUCCAGAGAGCCAUGGCAGCUGAAGCUGAAGCCUCUCGUGAAGCUCGUGCUAAGGUCAUUGCUGCUGAGGGUGAGAUGAAUGCCUCUCGUGCACUGAAGGAAGCUGCUGAGAUCAUUUCUGAGUCUCCUUCUGCUCUCCAGCUGCGAUACCUUCAGACCCUGACAACCAUCUCUGCUGAGAAGAAUUCCACUAUCAUUUUCCCACUUCCUGUCAACUUUUUGUCCAGACUUCUUCCAAGUGAGAACAAAUGACUAGAUGAACAGAAGAAAGACAUAGCCACUGAGUCACCUUUGACUGAAGUUAGUGUUCUUUGAACACUUAUUUUUAGUUAUAAUAACACUUAAAUUAAAGUGUUCAGUUUAAACCAAAAAUGUUACGACAAAGAAUUCUAGGUGAUGCACACUUUAAGUAGCUAAAUAUGAUUAGUCUUACCUAGUCAGGGUAGAUGUCAAAGUGUGAAUUUUCAAAGAUUAGCUUUCUUUUCAAAGAUACAGGAUAUAACAACCAGCGUGGUUAGUUGUUUACUGUAAGUUCUUUACCACACCCAGUAGUCUCAAGGGACAUUUGCAUGGUAAUUUAAUUCAGUUCUCACAUAGUGUGCAUUCUGUGAUUGUUAAGUUCUGUGUGCCUUCUUUUACAGAGAGGCCUGAUCGUGAACACGACCUUAAAUGUGUUUCUUUCUCCAGAGGAAGAGAUAAUGAUAUUGCAAAAGAUAUCCUGUCAACCUCACUUUCUUGGUUUAUACCAUGAUUAUGGAUCCUCAUUUUUUUUUUUCCUAUUGAUUUAUAAUCAACAUGAAAUUAACUGGAAAAAUCUUGAUACCGAUACAUCUUAUAGUGUGGAUCUUGAAGCGUUUGCUCUUGUUGCAGAUCAUGAAAAAGUAAGGAAAACAGAUAUUAUUUACUAUAACAAUUUUGGGUGUUUGCUUUGGUGUUUCAUGGAACUUGUGCCAAAUCAGCAAUAUUGUUCACCUGUCUGCAAACAAUUAAAAGCUGCAUGUACAGAGGAGUUAGGAGAAUGGACCAGAAUGAGUAUUAAAAGUUUCCAUCUGCAAUUGUUUUUGCAAACUAGAAUGUACUAUGUGAGAUAAGCAUUUUCUGUUUUUACUGUGCAAAGAAAAGAAAAAUUUAUAAGGCCAAGUUCAGACGCCGUACUUCACAUGAGCCGAAUCGAAUGCUAAUGAGGGAGAACAAAGGAUUUUUCUCAUUUGCAUUCGAUUCAGCUCAUGUGAAGUACAGCGUCUGAACUUGGCCUAAGAGUUAGGAGUUCCUUAAAAUAGUUUUGUAAAUUGAGAGGUUAUAAUCAGGAGAACGUUUGUACAAUAUGGCUGUGUUUUUACUUCGUUUCGUUUAUUGCUUAAAAAUAUAUUAACUAACUUCAGACUUGUAGAACUGCGAGGUCUAUAUAAAAAUCACCACAAACCUUCUUUAUAUAACAUUAGGUGGCAACAGAAAACAGAUCAGUAGAUGUGCGGUGAACAUAUUUUACUUAAAUUUUACUUUAACUGUCAUAUCUGAUAAAAUCUAUUGCACAGGUAAACUGGUGAUCAGUACAUUGGUGUCCUGAAUUUUUGAUUUUUAAGAAAAUAGGGGUAAACCCACUUUUGAAUAAAGAUUAGUCACAGAUGGUAUGAAACGUUGAGGAAUAUAUUUGUGAGGGAAAUGAUUGAAUAGAAAUUGGAUUUUAACUGACAGGAUAAAUUACAGCCAUUUUGUUUUGCUUUCUGCUUAUUAGCGAAAGAUAAGUGUUUCAGAUGAUUAAUUUAAAAUCAUAGGAUAGAGCUGGCCUCGUGUUGAAAGUCAAGGUCAAUUCUUUUCUGAUGUAUCAAAAUAUAUAUGACCAACUCUGGAUUUAUGGACUUCUUUCAGGGCCAGUAUAUAACACUUGAGCGAAAUAAAAAGUGACGUAAUCAAAGGUAAAUGUAAAUAAAGGCCAGCUGCCAGUGUGCAAAGACUUGUGCUGAGAAUGAUCAUACCUACUGUACUAAAUAAAACAAAUAAAACUACAGACCAAGUUUGGAACA